CGACGAAAUCCCAGUUAGCGGCGCGCUCCCACUCGGCCUUGAAUGGGGGCAGUCCAACUCUUCACUCUCCACUAGCACCUCCCUUGUCUCUUCGCUCGACACGCCGGUAGUUCACCCUCACCCUUCGCUGCCACCGCCGGUCACAAGCUAGCUCGGUAGCUCGUCCUAAAAGAAGAAAUAGUAGAAAAAAGAAAGUCCAGCGUCGAGUUCGGGCCAGCGAAGCGAACCGACGGGCGCAGCUGUGAGUGCGAGCGUGUCCAGGAAUGAGCAAUGAUGGCCGGUUGUGCAGCAGAGGAGAAAACCUUCCGACGGUUCCUGGAGCUCUUUCUCCGGGAGAUGAGCCCUCCUCUGCAGGACAGCGACCCGCUGCCCUCGCGCCCUUUGACGGACCUGGUGUGCGAGGACGAGGUGGAGGGGGAAUGCCUCGAUUUGUGUCUGCAACACCUCUACAAAUAUAACUGCCCGUGCUCGCUGGCUGCGGCCUUGGCAAGGGCCACGUCUGACAGCAUCCUGCAGAGCGACCUCACCAUUCACCACCUCAUCAAGAGUGCCGAAGACGGAGUCGGGCCCUUACCGCAGAUCGAGGCGGUGAAGUUGGCGCGACUCAUCUUCAAGCGGCUUUUCGAGACGUGCGGUGCGUGGACCAAGGAGCUGCCCUACCGGCGCCGCCCGCAGCCCUACUACGAGACCUCCAUCCACGCCAUCAAGAACAUGAGGCGCAAGAUGGAGGACAGACACGUCAUUAUCCCUGACUUCAACACGCUCUUCAACAUUCAGGAUCAGGAAGAACAGGCAUUCUUCGCCGUGUUUGACGGACACGGAGGCGUUGACGCCGCCAUUUACGCGGCCAACCAUCUCCACGUCAACCUGGCGCGUCAGGACUCCCUAUCGCAAGACCCCGGCGAGGCCCUCCGUCGCGCCUUCAAAAUCACCGACGAGCAUUUCGUCAAGAAAGCCUCACGCGAGAACCUGCGCUGCGGUUCGACGGGCGUGGUGACGUUCCUCCGUGGCCGAACGUUGCACGUGGCCUGGCUGGGGGACUCCCAAGUCAUUCUGGUCCGCCGGGGAGAAGUGGUGGAGCUGAUGAAACCGCAUAAACCAGACAGAGAGGAUGAGAAACAAAGAAUCGAAGCUCUGGGAGGCUGCGUUAUCUGGUUCGGGACGUGGAGAGUUAACGGGAGUCUGUCCGUAUCUAGAGCCAUAGGCGAUUCGGAGCACAAGCCCUACAUCUGUGGGGACGCCGACCACGCCGCCUUCCCGUUGGACGGCUCGGAGGACUACCUGCUCUUGGCCUGCGACGGCUUCUGGGACACGGUGAGUCCCGACGAAGCGGUGCGCGUGGUGAGCGACCACCUCCAGGAGAACGCCGGCGACACCGCCAUGGUGGCGCACAAGCUGGUGGCCUCGGCUCGCGACGCCGGCUCCAGCGACAACAUCACCGUCAUCGCCGUGUUCCUGCGGGACCCGCGAACCCCUCCGGCGCCCACCAGCACCGAGGAGGACGAAGACGAGGGCCCGGCGGAGGUCGAGCCGGAAGAGGAGCCCGCGGCGGAGGCGGAGGAGGAACCCGAAGAGGAAGAAGAAGAGGAGGAGGAGGCGGCCCGGGCCGAGCGAAGCGGCGAGGCGGGCAGCGCGGCGGACAACGGGGGGAAAAGCCGAGGAGGGUGGCCCCUGCAGCAGUGCUCGGCCCCCGCCGACCUGGCCUACGAAGACCGCACGGACUCUUUCACGGACAGAACCAGCCUCAGCCUGCUGGGGCCCGCCCUCGGGGGCCGCGUCCCUUCCUUCUUAGAUAAACGCCCAUUGAGGCGCAGGUACCGCCGCACUUUCACGGACCUGCCGGGGCCCUGGACCGCCUCGCCAUUCGGCCGGGUCCCCGGGCCUAGCCGCUUGUUCGCGAGCCCGAGGUGCCGCCGCAGAUUCGCCGAGCCGUUUAGCUCGGCGCCCCUCCGCGGGCCGGGAGUGGCCCUGCCCCGACUGCCCUGCGACACCGCCAUCUGACGCCCCACCCCGAACACCGAACCGCUUCCCUCCUGCUUAACCUCCUCUGACCCGACACGUUUUUUUGGGGUGGUUUCUUUUCAAAUAGUUUAGAUAGUCGUGGCUCCUGCGUUCGUAAACGUGACAAUUGACUGGUCCUGUCUGUCCAAAAACAAAAAAAAAAAAAGCAAAUGUAAAUGUCAGCAAGCCCACCAAACACAAGCUUUGCUCCAAAGUAUACGUCAUCUCGAACGCUACAAAGUCACUACACUGACGGUUCGGCUCACCCGACGGCACCGACGUCGUGUUUUCGUUGCGCUUCUUUUGACGCCAAACGAACCGAACCGACAAACGGCGCCCGAGCCCACGUUGGCUUUCAAGUUUUUUUUUUUUUUUUGGGCACCGGCGCCGUUGACCUCUGGUACCGCCGCCGACCCGACCCAUUAUCCACCCGUGGCUCGUCUACAGAUAAGAGCACUUAAACGGCGGAUUACGGGAGAUUAGUAGUCACUUACCUGAUUAAAUGCGGUAUCGUUCUCCGCCCCAGGGGAUUUAGCCCCCACGUUAAGGUUUUUUUUGGGAGAGGACAAAAGGCCGUUUGGGUAUAUGCGUUCCGUUGACGUCGUUAUUGGCGAACACAGAGUGGACUCUUUGAAAGCUACAGAACAUGUGCCUUCUGUCAAAGCCUUCUUUCCUCAAAAACAAACACGUCACCGUUUAGUCGUUAUCGUGUUUGUGCCACUUUUCCCGACAAAAAUCGUUCUUAAACUUCGGAAUGAGUUUACCCGGCGAUGGCGAUCGGCCAAAAAUGAUGGCGUUAGUAGCCUACGACGAAGCGAUCGUUCAGUUUUGUCCCUGAAAGAAGUUGACGAAGCCAAUUUUCCGCCUUCAGCGGUCGUAAUGUUUUAAGGGCCGCGCGUUUUCACUAUGCUCGGACAUUCACUCGCUUUUCUUUGACGUUGUACUGACCACUUUUUCAUCUAAUAUCUGCGCAAAAGCAGCCAUUUUUGACUUCGUAAACGGCGGACAAAUUGUAUUUGGCAGGACCACAGCGCCACCUGUCUGUUCGGGAGUCUCACUGUUACGUACAUUAAAAACCACUAAUAACGUCUCAGUCAUUGUGAUGAAUCUGCCGAUUUCUCCGAUUCGCCUUCAAGCACAUUUUGCCAAGCAGGUUUUGUACCGACGCGAAAAGCUGCUUGCCUUUCUGCGACGAGUCACAAAAAGGCGCAAUGUCACUUUUCUCGUAAACGGAGUAUUAUUAGUAGUGGUGCGCUUUUUCAUCUCGCAAUAACGACUGGUUUGAAAUUGGAAAUGAUUCGUAAAUGUUCCUUUAAAAAAAAGACUAGUCAACGAAACUGUACGAGCAAUAAAUCAAAUGGAAUAUAUUAUUUUAAUUAUAAGAAAUUUCCACUCUGAAAAGUAAAUGCGUCCAAAGUACCAUUCAAAGUAUUUUGUCCUUGCUACCGUUUCCCAUGCAAUACGGUAAUAUUUCAGGUAUAUCAACAUUUUCUUUGCCUGUCAACUCGUUAACCCUCUGGACACAACAUACAGUAUUUGUUUCAUUAAUGAGAAAUUGAUUUAAUAAAUUGCAAAAAAAAAAAGUGUUUUUUUGGGGGGGGGACAUUUUUUUCAUAACUGCGCCAUCUGCUAGAGCGCCAAAAUGUGUUAACUCACUAAUGCACAUUUGAACAAAUCAUUGUGUUUGUUAGUAGUAGUUAAUUACUUCCAUUCUUGGACAAUGGAAGCAAAGAUUUAAAAAAAAAUUUUUUUUUAUAACAUACAGUAUGAGCAUCUGAGAACUGCAGUGGGCCAACUCCAUUUACUUCAGGGGUAUCCAACUCUGGUCCUUGAGAGGGCCUAUCCAGCCUGUUUUCCAUGUCUCCCUCCUUUAACACACCUGAAUCAAAUGAUCAGCUAUUAUUGGAGUCAGGU
Corythoichthys intestinalis (scribbled pipefish) is the source of this 3915-nucleotide messenger RNA. RefSeq names its product protein phosphatase, Mg2+/Mn2+ dependent, 1E (gene ppm1e). The record is from RefSeq and is a predicted model, not a curated record. Lineage: Eukaryota; Metazoa; Chordata; Actinopteri; Syngnathiformes; Syngnathidae. The transcript is spliced from 7 exons. Gene Ontology annotation, biological process: peptidyl-threonine dephosphorylation. Gene Ontology annotation, molecular function: protein serine/threonine phosphatase activity; cation binding. The coding region runs from base 271 to 2001 and encodes 576 amino acids.